This is a messenger RNA of Triplophysa dalaica, 2273 nucleotides long. RefSeq names its product neuropeptide FF receptor 2a (gene npffr2a). The transcript has 4 exons. Gene Ontology annotation, molecular function: peptide binding; opioid receptor binding; neuropeptide receptor activity. The record is from RefSeq and is a predicted model, not a curated record. Gene Ontology annotation, biological process: G protein-coupled receptor signaling pathway; regulation of adenylate cyclase activity; regulation of MAPK cascade. Gene Ontology annotation, cellular component: membrane. NCBI's taxonomy places the organism in Eukaryota, Metazoa, Chordata, Actinopteri, Cypriniformes, Nemacheilidae. The coding region runs from base 160 to 1428 and encodes 422 amino acids.
UAUUUACAAAUAAGAACUAAAUUGUUACUCAUUUUAAAGACUUUCAAAGACUCCUUAUGUCUCUCCGUGUAGGAACAGGCGAACUAGGAGGUGUGCGCGUUCGUUUUUACCUGGGAACAUGUAGUACAAAAGCGAUACUGGGUAUACAAAAGAUAUAAAAUGAAUGAAACUCUGGACCUGAACAUUACCGUCGCGGUUGAUGAUAACUGGACUUUUACCAAUGGCUCCAGUGAAUUUUUCUUGCCUCAGAACAACAUCACAUAUGUUGGAUAUUAUCUGCAUCAGCCAACAGUAGCAGCAAUCUUCAUAGUGUCAUACCUGCUCAUAUUCCUGGUCUGCAUGGUUGGAAAUGGAGUGGUGUGCUUCAUAGUCUUGAGGAGCAAAAACAUGCGCACUGUCACCAACCUCUUCAUCCUCAACCUCGCCAUCAGUGACCUUCUUGUUGGGAUUUUUUGCAUGCCAACUACUCUUCUUGACAACAUUAUUACAGGCUGGCCAUUUGGAAACAUGGUCUGCAAAAUGAGUGGGAUGGUCCAGGGCAUAUCCGUCUCAGCUUCCGUUUUCACCUUGGUUGCCAUAGCAGUUGACAGAUUUAGAUGUAUUGUGUAUCCCUUCAAGCAAAAACUGACGAUAUCAACAGCAACCCUAAUCAUAGUCAUCAUUUGGGUGCUGGCAGUGUCAAUCAUGUGCCCGUCUGCUGUCAUGCUUCAGGUGACUAAAGAACAAAGCAUCCGUGUGUUCCUGGGAGACGGCAAUAGAACGAGCCCUUUCUACUGGUGCAGGGAAAACUGGCCCAGCCAGGAGAUGAGGAAGAUUUACACCACGGUUCUGUUCGCCAAUAUUUACCUGGCUCCUCUCUCGCUCAUUGUGAUCAUGUAUGCAAGGAUUGGGAUCACUCUGUUUAAAACGGCUAUGCCAACCGGAGCAAAACCUGGCCAUGAUAACCGGCAUUCAGUGUCAAAGAAAAAACAAAGAGUCAUCAAAAUGCUCCUCAUUGUGGCCUUGCUCUUCAUCCUGUCCUGGUUGCCUCUGUGGACGUUAAUGAUGCUGACAGAUUACGUUAGACUUACCGAACACCAGUACAGGCUUAUCAACAUCUACAUCUACCCUUUCGCUCACUGGCUUGCCUUUUUCAAUAGCAGCGUUAACCCAAUAAUUUACGGUUUCUUCAAUGAAAACUUUCGCCGGGGAUUUCAAGCCAUCUUUAAGUUCGGGCUGUGCCCUGUUGGCGGUCAACAUCGGACCUAUUCUCACAGGAUGCAAGGUAAUUCUGUGAGGCCGGUUAACAUCCAACCCUCAACGGAGCCCAUCUCUUUGAAUAGCCUGGAGAACAGCUCAAGGAGAAUGAAUCAUGUCAACGAGCAAGAUUUAGUGAUGGAAGAUUUAGAGAAGGUAUCAGAAUGCAGUUUGGAAGGAGCUUCUCUUUAAAGAGGUGAACAGUCAAGCAAUGACCAUUUUUGUUUACAUAAUGAUUUACACAAAAGGCCCAGUACAUCUUGCAUACAGAAUAUUAUUUAUCUACACAUGUCAUUGUUUCUCAUAAAUUGUCUGUCUUUUGCAGCUUAGAUGUAUGUAUUUGUUGAGGUGUAUACCUGGCAGUAUAUCUACACUGAAGUUUUAAAAACCAUAACUUUUUGUGAAGAAAAUGAAAAAAGAAUGAAAACAGAAACCCUGUGAAAUAACAGGCUUUUAAGCAACCAGUAAAAUAAUGUAUAGUUAAUAAUUUAUGUUUAUCUACUGUAUGUUUAUCCACAACUACUGUGUAUUGAUAUAAAUAUAAAUAUUUUAUAGUUUUUAAUUUAUUUUAUUUAUUAAAUCAGCAGCAAAACUGCCAUAAUCCAGAUAGGCCUAUAGUAUAUUAAUUGUUUCUGGAUUAAAAAUUGGGAAUAUUAAUAAAAUAUACAUACAAAAUUUCCUACCACAUUAUUAUUACUCCUAUUUGUUGAAAAAAUAGGGUUGUUAAUAAUAGCAAUAUAAUUUUUUUAAAGACUCUGCUCCAUGAAUAACAACUCAACAGUUUUGAUUUCCACCUCAUACUGUCUAUACUUCAGUGUCGGCAGAAAGAGCUGUUAGAUUAACUGUUUGACAUACAGUAUAUGUAUAUGUUUUGACACAUAGAAGUCUGAUUCACUCACUUAUAAAUGUCAAACAUGUCUUCUCUCUUAAAUACUAAUGUUUUCAAUCUUGCUGAGGGAUUGGAUUAUUGAACUAUGGACUGGUUUAACCAGUAAACCACAAAAGUGCUGUGACGCUCCAUUGUAUAUAGUGUCAAA